Messenger RNA from Prosopis cineraria, 558 nucleotides. RefSeq names its product putative disease resistance RPP13-like protein 1. Gene Ontology annotation, molecular function: ADP binding. Gene Ontology annotation, biological process: defense response to other organism. The record is from RefSeq and is a predicted model, not a curated record. The transcript has a single exon. Lineage: Eukaryota; Viridiplantae; Streptophyta; Magnoliopsida; Fabales; Fabaceae. The coding region runs from base 1 to 414 and encodes 137 amino acids.
AUGGGUGGAUUGGGUAAAACUACCCUUGCCCAGCUUGUUUAUAAUGAUAGGAUGGCUAUGGAUGAAUUUGACAUCAAAGCUUGGGUGUGCGUCUCUGAUGAGUUUGAUGUCCUAAGAGUAACAAAAACAAUUUAUGAGGCAAUCACUAUGUCUAGGGAUGAUACCAACGAUUUAAACGUGCUUCAAAUUAAAUUGAAGCAGCGGUUGAGUCAGAAGAGAUUUCUCAUUGUUUUAGACGACGUGUGGAAUGAAAAUUUUAUGCUAUGGGAGGCCUUGCAAUCACCGUUCAAUCAUGGGGCUCCUGGAAGUAAAAUUAUUCCAACCACUCGCAGUGUAAAGGUUGUUUCAACCAUGCGUUCUUCUAAAAUACAUUCAUUGAAGCCCUUACCAGAAGGAGAUAGUUGGCUUAAGUGAAUACGCAUUCCAUGGUAGAGAUGCUCUUUCUUCAAGCUAUGACCUUGAAGAAAUCGGUAGGAAAAUAAGUAAAAAGUGCAAAGGGUUGCCUUUAGCUUUGAAAGUCAUUGGGAGUCUCUUGUACGCGGAGUUUUCUCAUGUACA